AUGAAGAUUGAAGACAGAGUCAUUGUCGUUGUGGAUAAGCCUACACGCAUCCGAAGGACAAAUCACGCCGACCCAAACAAAAACGAUAAAACCGAAGCCAAAAUCUCAGACCCAUCACCGUACCAAAAAAAAAAAAAAAUGAAGCGGUCCGAAUCGGAAAAGCUUAUACUGGUAAAACGCGAACCGAACGGGAUCGCAUACGUGACGAUAAACCGUCCGAAGUCACUGAACUCGUUGACGAAGUCGAUGAUGACGGACAUGGCCCAAGCGUUCAAGUCCCUGGACCGUGACGACUCGGUCCGGGUCAUAAUUCUAUCCGGGUCGGGUCGAGCUUUCUGUUCUGGCGUGGACUUGACAUCGGCUGAGGACGUUUUCAAGGGGGACGUGAAGGAUUUAGAGUCCGACCCGGUGGCCCAGAUGGAGCGGGCCCGUAAGCCCAUCAUCGGAGCCAUUGGUGGGUUCGCGAUCACUGCUGGUUUCGAAAUCGCGCUCGCUUGUGAUAUUGUGGUCGCUGCUAAAGGUACCAAGUUCAUUGACACGCAUGCAAGGUUUGGAAUAUUUCCUUCAUGGGGUCUCUCUCAGAAGCUUUCACGCAUAAUUGGUCCCAACAAAGCGCGUGAGGUUUCCCUAACAGCUACACCACUAACUGCAGAAGUAGCUGAGAGGUUGGGCUUUGUCAACUAUGUUGUUGAAGAAGGUGAAUUGUUGAAGAAAGCUAGAGAAAUUGGUGAAGGCAUUUUGAAAAAUAAUCAAGACUUGGUGUUGAGGUAUAAAUCAGUCAUAAAUGAUGGCCUCAAGCUGGAUUUGGGUCACGCUCUUGCAUUGGAAAAGGAGAGGGCUCAUGACUAUUACAACGGAAUGACCAAGAAGCAGUUUGAGAAGAUGCAGCAAUUCAUAGCAGGUCGGAGCUCAAAGAAACCUUCUUCAAAGCUGUAGAUUUUCUGAUGUGCACAUCCUCUGUUGCAAAAUAACUCCCAAUGGUGGGAAAUUAUGCAAGUUGCCUCUCUUUUAGGUAGCAAUACUGCACAUAUCAGCCGUGGGAUGCUAUUAGGUAACAAUGGUGAAGUGAAUCCUUAAUUGCAGUUUCUUUUCCUCCAAAUUCUUGAAACUUCAAAGUUUUUUUGUAUCAAUAAAUGCUUGGUCCAAUUGUGAACUUCAAUAUAUGAUGUGCACAAAGCUGACUUACCCUAUUCAAAAAAUAGGAAAGAAGAAAAAGAAGGCAGUAUAACUCUUUAGAAAGAAGAGGAGAAAAAGAAAAGAGAUGGUCCAACUAUGUAAGUAAACCAAUGGUGUUUAUUGUUAAUAAAAUUGUUCAAAUUUACAACUA
Molecule: messenger RNA, 1327 nt
Organism: Quercus lobata
Lineage: Eukaryota; Viridiplantae; Streptophyta; Magnoliopsida; Fagales; Fagaceae
Gene: ECHIA
Product: enoyl-CoA hydratase/isomerase A
Exons: 3
Coding region: 1-936 (311 amino acids)
Cellular component (GO): peroxisome
Source: RefSeq, a predicted model, not a curated record